This is a messenger RNA of Colossoma macropomum (tambaqui), 786 nucleotides long. Its product is annotated as histone H1-like. The coding region runs from base 1 to 786 and encodes 261 amino acids. Lineage: Eukaryota; Metazoa; Chordata; Actinopteri; Characiformes; Serrasalmidae. Gene Ontology annotation, cellular component: nucleosome. Gene Ontology annotation, molecular function: DNA binding; structural constituent of chromatin. The record is from RefSeq and is a predicted model, not a curated record. The transcript has 2 exons. Gene Ontology annotation, biological process: nucleosome assembly.
AUGGCAGAAGUCGCUCCUGCUCCAGCCGCCGCGCCGGCCAAAGCUCCCAAGAAGAAAGCGCUGCCCGGCCCAAGAAAGCCGGCCCCAGCGUCGGCGAGCUCAUCGUCAAGGCUCUUUCUGCAGUCCAAGGAGAGGAGCGGCGUGUCUCUCGCCGCUCUCAAGAAAGCCCUGGCUGCCGGCGGCUACGACGUGGAGAAGAACAAUUCCCGCGUCAAGCUCGCCGUCAAGAGCCUCGUGACGAAGGGCACCUGUGCAGACCAAAGGCACCGGUGCGUCAGCUCCUUCAAGCUCAACAAGAAGCAAGCCGAGGCCAAGAAGAAGCCGGCGAAGAAAGCAGCGACCAAACCAAGAAGGCGGCCGCCAAAAAGCCCGCCGCGCCAAGAAGCCCAAGAAGGUAGCGGCGAAGAAGCCCGCGGCCGCCAAGAAGUCGCCGAAAAAGCCAAGAAGGUAACGGCGAAGAAGCCCGCGGCCGCCAAGAAAGUCGCCAAGUCUCCCAAAAAAGCCAAGAAGCCGGCGGCCCGAAGAAGACGGCCAAGAGCCCGAAGAAAACAAAGGCGGUCAAGCCCAAAGCUGCCAAGCCCAAGACGGCGAAAAAGGCGGCUCCCAAGAAGAAGUCAACACAGCAACAAAGUUGACGUCCUAGGCAUGAACCAAGCAGACCGCCGCAACUACGGUGGCAAGCCCGCGAAGCAGACUGGCUACAAGGUGACUGCUCGUAAGAGCGCUCCGGCUCCUGGCAGGUGUCAAGAGCCUCACCCGUUACAGGGCCUGGCACCGUGGCUCUGA